Racocetra persica is the source of this 1185-nucleotide messenger RNA. The record is from the annotation of a GenBank genome assembly. Lineage: Eukaryota; Fungi; Glomeromycota; Glomeromycetes; Diversisporales; Gigasporaceae.
AUGAAUCAAAAUAAUCAAACAGAGAAUUGUGGCUUUGACAAUUUAAAUUCAAAUAGUCAACAGUCCAAACAAGAGUCCUCGGGCCUAAUGAAAAUGGAGCGUAAAGUUAAAAAUAGUUCUGCGUCUGGCCCAGUAAUGGAUCAAGUGCAAAAAUUUUACGCCCGACAAGCCAAAACGGAAUCCUUAAAUUAUGAUAAAAAUAAUUCUGCCGCCACAACUAACCCAGUUAACCAGCACAAUUAUCUCCCUGAUUUCAAAGGAGCCUUAAAUAAUUUCUACGAUGAACGCCUCAAAGACUUGGUGGAAAAUAAAAGCACAGAGUAUAAAAAUCUUGCGGGAGAGUUCAUCCAAAAAAGUUUAAAUUAUCAAAAAGCCAUGUUAGCAAUUGGCUCCGUCUUGUGUGGUAUUCUCGUUCAACAAACUAUUGAGGCUUUGAUAAAUACCUCAUUAACGCUUUUGCCGUUUAAUGUUAGAACUCAAGCUGAUGAGAAAACUCAUUACUUAUUAGCCGAUAUUUUGAACCGUAAACUCCCUCUUGCUAAUUGUCGGGAUAAGAAAAUAUUUAGUCCCAAUAAUGAUGCCGAUUACCGCACUCUUUGCACGGAUUAUGAAAAUGAUUACGGACUUGACUUGCCAAAAGUAGAAAAAGUAAGUGAGGAAAUUGCUUAUGAAUAUCUAUUCUUGGUCGUGAAAAGUUUAAUUGGAGAAUUAAAGAAUUUUGCCUCGAAGACUAAAACUGCUCCCAAAAGUAAAAAAAAUAAAUCCACUAAACUCCUUAAACCUCGCACUCCUGUUUCUAAAGAAAAAACUUGUGCCUAUUAUGACUGUCUUAUUGACCUAGUAUCCUCUCCGCAAAAUGAUCGAACUAAAAUCACUGAGUUAACUCAUAAAUGUAAAUGUAGUAAAGAGAAAUUAGCCAAAGUAAAAGCCGAGAUUAAGCAUAAAUUAAUUCACGAAUUAGCCAAAAAUUAUAAAGAAUUUGGUGAAAAUUUAGGAAGGUAUGUGAAAGCGGAUAUUGUGGGGUCCUUUGGAGUAAUUUUAGCCUUAUUAGCCAUGUUUUUUGGUUAUAACCUAAAAUUAGGGGCUCGUACGGCUAAAUUAGAGAAAAAGAACGGCAAGGAGCAAAAGCAAAUUGACGAUUUGAAAAAAGAAGUUGAAGAAUUAAGACGGGGAGUUAAAAAUUAG